Messenger RNA from Zingiber officinale, 3400 nucleotides. Its product is annotated as alpha-N-acetylglucosaminidase-like. NCBI's taxonomy places the organism in Eukaryota, Viridiplantae, Streptophyta, Magnoliopsida, Zingiberales, Zingiberaceae. The record is from RefSeq and is a predicted model, not a curated record. The transcript has 23 exons. The coding region runs from base 628 to 3159 and encodes 843 amino acids.
UGUAUCUUUGACCACGACUUCGAUGUUUCUCAUCUGCACUCCAUCGCUGCGACCGCUUCCGGUGCCGGCAGCGUCCGCUCGACGUUUUCGGAUUUUGCCGUCCAUACAUCGCCGGAGAGAACCGCUCCCUAUCAGCCUUUCAUUCGAGUGCUCCGAGCCCAAUCGUACUCUCGCCUUCCGUGGCACGGAUUCCGUGCUCGUCUCCGAGUCUUCUCCUCCGCCCCUCACGGUAGAUCUAGGGCUUCGUCGUGAUCCCGUAUUAGGAGUUUUCUCUAUCGUCUUCGUCUUGUCGCUGGCUGCUAGUUCUUUUUUCUCUCUGGCAAUCAUUUCUCUCCCAGCGUUGAAUGAUUUUAGGAGGUUAUCAGUAUCUGCAGAUAAAUUGUCGAAGGUGGUUUCCGAAGAAGUACCUGGAACAUUGGCCUCGCUAAAUCUGUCUGGUCUAGAGAUUGAUGAUUUAACCUACAAACUUAAUAUUCUUAAGCAAAGGAUAACAGGGAAGCAACAGGAAAGGAAGCAAACAAAUCCAACAUCUCAGGGUCGAAGAGGCAACGGACUCGAUUCCUUCACGAGCCUUCCGUCCAAGCUCCGGAGCAGAAAGUGGGAGCUCCAGGCUUUGCAUCAGGCACCAUGAGGGCGCCAGUUGUCUUCCUCUUCCUGUUGCUGCUGCUUGCGGCUCCCCCCUUGUCGCUCUCUUCACCUUCUGCUGCGCCGGCUGGCAUCAGAGAGCUUCUGCAGAGAUUGAGGAACAAGAUGCAUUCUUCCGAGGUGCAGGUAGCGGCUGCCCGAUCCCUCCUCCUGCGGUUACUCCCCACCCACAAUUCCAGUUUCCUCUUCGAGAUCAUCCCCGAGGGUAUUUGUGGGCAGUACGGUUGCUUCCAUAUAAGUAAUGUCGAUGGCGCGAACACUGAUCGAGCCGAGAUAUUGAUUCGAGGUACCACAGCAGUAGAGAUCUCGUCAGGUCUUCAUUGGUAUCUGAAGUAUUGGUGUGCUGCUCAUAUUUCGUGGGACAAGACCGGCGGUGCUCAGUUAGGUUCAGUUCCUCAACCAGGGUCACUGCCUCGUGUUGCUGGCGAAGGGGUGAAGAUUGAACGGCCUGUUCCCUGGAACUACUACCAAAAUGUCGUUACUUCUAGUUAUUCCUACGUGUGGUGGGAUUGGCAAAGAUGGGAAAAGGAGAUAGACUGGAUGGCACUCCAAGGAAUCAACUUACCUUUAGCAUUUACAGGGCAAGAGGCUAUAUGGAAGAAGGUCUUUCAGGAUUUUAAUGUUACUGGUGAACAUUUGAAUGAUUUCUUUGGUGGACCAGCCUUCCUUGCUUGGGCUCGAAUGGGAAAUUUACAUGGAUCCUCUGGGCUCAGCACCUUCCUUGUUUGGCCAUCGGAGCCGACAUCUGAUGAGGAACCAACCAGCUCACUUGCGCCAAUUUCUAGAGACCUGACGCCCCGUCGACACUUCCUGCUCCUCUGCCUUAGCCCACCUCAUCGAGUACAUCUUCGCCGCCUUUGCGUGAUCGUAGUCGCCCGCCACAUCUCAGAACUUGCCACUAGAUCUCCAAUCCUGAGCCCCAUCAUUCGCGAUCGCCAGCGCCGAGAUCAUCAGCUCAGCUUAACAAUCACACCGCCAACGAGGAACACUGUUGAUGGUAAUCCUCAAUGGUGUUGUACAUAUCUACUUGAUCCUAAAGAUCCACUAUUUGUUGACGUAGGAGAGGCAUUUAUCAAGCAACAAAUUAAAGAAUACGGGGACAUAACUGACAUCUAUAACUGUGAUACAUUUAAUGAAAAUUCACCACCUACAAAUGAUCCAACCUAUAUCUCAUUGCUUGGAGCUGCUGUUUACAAGGCCAUGUCUAAAGGAGAUAAAGAUGCUGUAUGGUUAAUGCAGGGUUGGUUAUUCUACUCAGAUGCAGCAUUCUGGAAACCACCUCAAAUGAAAGCACUUCUUCAUUCUGUUCCUAUUGGAAAGAUGAUAGUUCUCGACUUGUUUGCUGAAGUCAAACCGAUAUGGAUACAAUCUUCUCAAUUCUAUGGGGUUCCAUAUGUCUGGUGCAUGCUGCAUAACUUUGGUGGAAAUUUGGAAAUGUAUGGUGUAUUAGACACAAUUUCAUCUGGGCCAAAUGAUGCUCGACUCAGCGAAAACUCCACAAUGGUUGGGGUUGGCAUGUGCAUGGAAGGAAUAGAGCAUAAUCCUGUUGUGUAUGAACUUAUGUCUGAGAUGGCAUUUAGGAGUCAAAAUGUUGAUGUGAAGGACUGGUUGAAGAGCUAUUCUUAUCGACGGUAUGGUCAAGCAUUCCCCCCGAUAGAGGCUGCAUGGACUAUUCUUUAUCAGACAAUUUACAAUUGCACAGAUGGAAUAGCAGAUCAUAACCGAGACUACAUAGUUGAAUUCCCAGAUUUGGGGCCCAGUCUAGAUGGCUCCUUGUCUUUUGAUGUAGUGCCGUCAACAAGAAGAUACCCUAUGGUGGAUAAACAAUAUAGGUUUUCGUUAAGGGAGACAAAAAGUAAUUUACCACAACCACAUUUGUGGUAUUCAACUAAAGAAGUGAUUAGUGCUCUUAAGCUAUUUCUUGAUGCAGGAGAAUAUCUUACAAAAAGUGCUACAUAUAGAUAUGACCUCGUUGAUCUGACAAGACAAGUUCUAUCAAAACUAGCAAAUGAGGUUUAUUUAGAUGUCAGGACCGCAUAUCAUAAAAGAAAUGUGAACGGAUUGAAUUUUCACACCCAAAAGUUUCUGGAGCUCAUCGAGGACAUCGACAAGCUUCUGGCUUCUGAUAAAAAUUUCUUGCUUGGGACAUGGUUAGAAAGUGCAAAAAAUCUAGCUACGACUAGUAAAGAAAAAAUACAGCAUGAAUGGAAUGCCAGAACACAAGUGACAAUGUGGUACGACAACACAAAGACUAAUCAGAGCAAACUUCAUGACUACGCCAACAAAUUCUGGAGUGGUCUCCUGAAUAGCUAUUACCUGCCUAGAGCUUCAACUUAUUUCAGUUAUCUACGAAAAAGCUUGCAAGAAAAUAGUGAAUUUCCCUUGGAGCAGUGGAGAGAGGAUUGGAUAUCGUACUCUAACAAUUGGCAAUCUGCCAGGGAAAGUUACUCUACUGAAGCUGUAGGCGAUUCGAUAGUUAUUGCGAAAGCCUUGUUCUACAAGUAUUUUGGCUGAUUUCUCUGCCCAUCUUCCCUCAAUCUGCAGUUGCAAAAUUUGAGAUGCACAAAAAUAAGCGCAUUGUAUUAUUAACUCAUGGCUUGAUUGUCAAAGAUAAUUGUUUCCAUUAGGGAUGUAAAUUGUGUUGGGUUCUUCGAGCCGCGAAAACCGCUUUUUCGCGUCGCGGAAACCCCGAAGGACCCAAAGCUGUAGAUCCGUGCAAAGAUUCGUAUAAAAAUUCGAAAAACUAUUUCUUGUA